UUGCAGGUGGUCUUCUCUCUCUCUCUCUCUCUCUCUCUCUCUCUCUCUCUCUCUCUCUCUCUCUCUCGAUAUCUCGAUAUCUGUCUGCGCGCAAAAUGGGCAUGACAAUUAAUAGACCUCGUCAAUGACCUGAGACAAUCUCUCUCACAGAAGGACAAGAAACGCACUAAAUUUUCUCCCACCGUCAUGCGUUGGUUGGCUGUCAUGUCAUUCUUGCCACCCCAUUUCAGAGGAUUCUGCGGGAAUAUAUACGGUGUAGGCAUUUUCGCAAGGGCGUUCUUUGCAGCAUCUUGAUGCGAGUGCUUCAUCUUUCUGCUCUUCUCACGUGAGCAAAGUUGCAGAGUUCAAUCAUGUGUGACAUCAUGUCAGGACCCCUUGAACGACACAUGAGGCCCAGUUUUGAAAAAUCUGAUUCUGAGGAUGAGAGGAAGACAAGGCUUGGGUCAUUGAAGAAAAAGGCCAUUAAUGCCUCUACCAAAUUUAGGCAUUCUUUGAAAAAAAGGGGUAGGAGAAAUAGCAAAGUAAUGUCUGUGACAAUAAUUGAUGAGCAUGAUGCGGAGGAAUUACAGGCAGUUGACGCAUUGCGUCAAGCUCUUAUCUUGGACGAACUGCUGCCAUCAAAAUACGAUGAUUAUCACAUGAUGCUAAGAUUUUUGAAGGCCAGGAAAUUUGAUAUUGAGAAAACAAAGCAAAUGUGGGCUGAUAUGAUCAGGUGGAGAAAGGACUUUGGCGCUGAUACAAUCAUGGAGGAUUUUGAAUUCAAGGAAGUUGACGAAGUCCGCAAAUACUAUCCUCAAGGACAUCAUGGAGUUGAUAAGGAUGGGCGGCCUGUUUAUAUUGAAAGAUUAGGCCAAGUUGAUUCUAAUAAGUUAUUGCAAGUGACAACAAUGGACCGCUACGUGAAAUACCAUGUACAGGAGUUUGAAAGGACAUUCGCUCUUAAAUUCCCAGCUUGUUCAAUUGCAGCACAAAAGCAUGUCGACCAAAGCACAACCAUCCUAGAUGUGCAGGGAGUGGGACUUAAAAAUUUCAAUAAAUCUGCAAGGGAACUUAUUACAUGCCUUCAGAAGGUUGAUGGUGAUAAUUAUCCUGAGACUCUGUGCCGCAUGUAUAUCAUUAAUGCAGGCUCUGGAUUUAGGCUCUUAUGGAAUACUGUUAAGUCAUUCCUUGAUCCCAAGACGACUUCAAAAAUCCAUGUUUUGGGUACCAAGUUUCAGAGCCAGUUGCUUGAAAUAAUUGACGCUAAUGAACUGCCGGAGUUUUUGGGUGGUACUUGUACCUGCGCAGAUAAAGGUGGCUGUAUGAAUUCUGACAAGGGCCCGUGGAAUGAUCCCGAAAUUAUUAAGAUGGUUCAUAAUGGCGAUGCCAAAUGUACAACAGAAACUGCCAGUCUGGGCUGUGAUGAGAAGACAAUUUCUGAGGAUGAGAUGGCAUGGCCAAAGAGAAGCAGUUCUUUCAACUUAGAGACAGUUUCAGAUACUAAUGAUAUGCGAACACAACCUCCCAGGAUUUCAAGGGAGUAUAAGAUGGAGCAUUGUCCACUCUCUCCAGUUUAUGAAGAAGCUCAGCUCAGAAAAUGUUGCAAAACUGCGUGUGAGUUUGACAACUUCAUUCCAAUGGUUGACAAGGUUGUGGAUGCAACAUGGUCAAAACCAAUACAAAGCAACAAAUUUGCCUUCCCUGAAGAUUGUUUCCCCGUACAUGAAACUUGCAAGGCUCCUCAAGGAAGAAGCAACCAUAUUCUCAAUGGGGUCAUGGCCUUUGUUAUGGGCCUUGUUACUUUGAUUCGCCUUACGACGAACAUGCCAAGGAAGCUUACUGAUGCCAUCCUUUGUUCUACUCCCAUGUACUGUGACACAAUGAUUAAUGACCACCCACAUCCCCAGAAGCUACCAGCACCUUCUGUUUCCCAUGCCGAUUAUUUGUCCAUCACGAAGCGCAUGGCUGAACUAGAAGACAAGGUGAUUUCUCUCAGUACAAAGCCUGCUUCCAUGCCACCUGAGAAAGAAGAAAUGUUGAAUGCUGCCAUAAACCGCGUCAGCGACCUUGAGCAACAGCUUUCAGCAACCAAGAAGGCUCUUGAGGAUGCCCUUGUUCGACAAGAGGAGCUCCUAGCAUACUUGGACAAGAAGAAGAAGAAGAAGAAGUUGAACCCAUUCAACUGGUGAGGGAAUAGGCAUCGGAUGCUCUGUGCGAUGCUCACAAUAAUAACUUGGCAGCUCUUUGAUACUGGUGGCGAUGAUGAUUUUCAGCCCCGAAUUGUUAAUAAAUUGUUUUACUUCUAUGUAUUUUUAAAAUUUUUGUUUCAAUAUAUAUAUUUUUAUCAUGUAACAUUUAAACAAAAUAAAGUAUUUUUUUUAUUUUUUAUUUUUAUGUGUAAUUUUUUUGCUUGAAGUCUGCUGGUGCUACUGUGUUUCCUUAUAGAGAAAGAGGAAGAGCCUCUACAAAUAUUUGGUUGGAUCAAUUGAAUCCAAUCUGUUCCUUGGAACUAGGUUUUGCAAUAAGCAUUUUCAUUCAAAAUACUUAAUUUAAUAGUUCUGAAAUUGUUUCAGC
Malania oleifera is the source of this 2553-nucleotide messenger RNA. Its product is annotated as phosphatidylinositol/phosphatidylcholine transfer protein SFH3-like. The transcript is spliced from 15 exons. Lineage: Eukaryota; Viridiplantae; Streptophyta; Magnoliopsida; Santalales; Ximeniaceae. The record is from RefSeq and is a predicted model, not a curated record. The coding region runs from base 351 to 2168 and encodes 605 amino acids.